Messenger RNA from Anisakis simplex (herring worm), 336 nucleotides. The record is from the annotation of a GenBank genome assembly. NCBI's taxonomy places the organism in Eukaryota, Metazoa, Nematoda, Chromadorea, Rhabditida, Anisakidae.
AUGUGGCAUGGCCGCGCCACUGCUGGUGGCGGAAGCCGACGACGUCGCCGUACUAGAAGAACUAGACAUGGUGCAACGGAAGAGGAUGUGACUGUUGAAUGUGACGAUAAACGUGUCAAGAAUCCUCGAACGAAGCGGAAAAGAGGACGUGCGGUGAGCGCUAGUGUUGCAGCUGCACUAGCUAAUUUCGUCGAGGAUGUCAAAACCUUAGGAUUGGCAGGAAUGCGGAAAGAAUUCGAAGAAUUGCGUUCUUUCUCACCGUCAAAUAACGAACAAACAGCAUUCAAAGCAAAUCCAAAGAAUAACCGAUAUUUGGAUGUACCAUGUCUCGAUGCA